CCCAGGGCUUCCACCCACUGCUCACAGCCCACCUGUGAGCUCCUUCCAGCCUAAGCAGAGGGGAGCAGCUGGCCCUGGGGACACAUGUUAGCAAUGUGGAAAAAUAUUGCUGUUUAUAUUCAAGUAAAAUUUGUAAAUGGUGUACAGCAGUGUUAACAAACGUUCAACAGAGCCACAUCCAUCACACAGGCAGCAGGAAUAGAGCAAAGGGCCACGCUGAAGCCCUUCUACAUGCCAGAGGGUCACUCAGCAGCCAUGCAGACAGAAAGCCCUGCUGCAGGGCUGUCACCCAGACUGCAUGAAUCAGAGCAGGGCUAAAGCCUGCAACCCCUGGCACUCACCACUUCCUCCUCAGCUGCAGGCUGGAGCAAAAACGCAAAGCAAUUUUGUUAAGGUCUCUGAAGAUGUCACCGUACUUCACUGAGAAAGACUCAGUGACCUUCAGGGACUGUUAAGUCAGGUCAGCACGCCCUGGCUGCAUGCAGGAUGGGUGCAGCUAAGCAGCAGAACCACACAACUUCUGCAAGCAUAGGAAAGAGAGUGUGCCAGGGCAACGUGUAUUCGAGGGGGCUCUGGGUAGUGCACUGUAAGACAGAGAUUAAGUCAUCUGCUGAACGUUUGUUGACACUGCUGUACACCAUUUACAAAUUUUACUUGAAUAUAAACAGCAAUAUUUUUCCACAUUCCUAAUAAGAGAUUAUACUAGCUUCUUGUUUAUCAAACAUUUCAAUGGAUUUUGUGCUUGGUUUCAAAUGCCUCUCAGUAAACAUAUGAGAAGAAUAGGAAGAGAGGACAGCAAACAGGCAGACAGGUGAUUAAGGUUAAAAAAAAAAAAAAGCAAAAUAAGAUAAAACUGCAGAAAGUAGAAAGAAAAUGGCCACAAAGCAGAGAUUUAUCACCUGUCCCAAGAAUAAAUCUCUGGGUCUCAGAGCAUGCCCAGAGCAAACGUGACACAACCCUGUGAACUCCAGCGCAGAACACUCCCAUUAACAAAAACAGAAGCCAUCGGGGCAGCCAGCCUUACAGAAGAGGUCACAGCCAGGCCUGGGAACUGCUUAAGAAAAGAAAACUUCAGCUCGCUGCUUUGCUAAAUGCACAAAUGUGUCUCUUUUGAACCCAGCUCAAAGCUGAUCUCUGUGGAAGGACGACUGAGUGCACUAAAAUAGCACUGCCCAGCUGCAGCACUGACAUUUGGAGCACAGCAGGCAGAGCAGCAAGGCACGGUCAGCAGCUCCUCAGCUCUGCACGCUGAAGCACACACUGACAGCCACGGAGGACAUCACCGCUGGAAGGAACACACCAAUGAGCCCGGCAGGGCAGCGCAGGAGGCUUCGCUGUGAGCAGUAAGUAACGACCUGCUGUCAUUAAUGCAGUACUUAUGGAGCUUUAUGUUACGAGGAGAUUGCAAAGGCUGUGUUCUGUACUUCCAUUUAACUGCUGAAAAGCUGAAAAAUAUUCCCAGGUGGAAAAUGCUUCUGUGACAGAUUUCUGUACUUGAUCAACACUCCUCAACUUUUUUGUUAAACUUCUAAACAAAUAUUACUUUUUUAAUUGACAAUGGAGAAUCAUCCAGGUGUAAUACAAACCAGAAAUAAAUCAAUCCCUUAAAACACAAAGGAACUGUAAAUAAAUACAAGAGAUGAAGGCAGUCCCUGUCAGUGCAGGGCACUGCACCAAGUGGAGCUGCUGUGUGGGGAGGGACUGCGGGGCACCACUGGAGGAAGCAGCCACGUAUCUCCUCAGCAACUGCUUCUAUUUUUAUUGAGCUGGUGUCUUUGGCCAUAAUAAUAAAGCAAUACAUGUGAAAUCUGAGGAAAACAUCCCUGCACCUGAUGAAAUCCAAAGACAUCAGCAGCCUGUGGCAGGGGGGUUGAAACUAAAUGAUCAUUAUGGUCCUUUUCAACCCAGGCCAUUCUAUGAUUCUGUUGUGAUCCCACAGCUUCUUGUGGAACAGAAUCAUUGAGGCAAACCAGGCUGCUCACACACCAAGCAAAGCUGGAAUGGGAAGUUUUAGAACCAGCACUCACUGAUUCCUUUGCUAAACUACUCUAUUGGUCCUUAAACUAACAUACUGAUCCCUGCUGCUAAGCACACCAGCCUGUAUCACCAGGCAGUAAUGCAGGUGCUGAUCUCUCAGUGCUAAAAGGUUGAAUAGACAAAAGCAGAAUGAAAAUUUCAGCUUCUUCUUAGGAAAAUGAGGCUGUCAGAUUUCACACGGCACACCAUAGCACAGGGUCCCUCAGACAAGAAGAAAUGAAGCAGUUCCUGGUUCCACCCUUGAGGUGCCCUUGCCCUGGAACCAAAGGAGCUCACACAGCCCUCCAGAGAGCUUGCUAUUUUAACAGCAAAGCAAACGAGCUUAUCUACAACUGCUCCUCACACCCACUAGCUCUCCUCACAGGCUUUGUCCUUCAGAACACCAGAAAUUAAUCACAAAUGCCAAGAAAGCAUCGCACACAAUCCAACUGCCUGCACCAAUUUUGGUCAGGAGAAUCUGGUGCACUGCAUGCACCAACCCACAGGGCACACCACCUCCCAUGCACAGCAAAGGGCUGCAGGCAGACACAGCACAUCCAGGCAGCACUGCCCAUGGCAGGGCAGAUCCCUGCGGUGCCUGCACUGCUGUUAGUGAUGCUGAGCACGACAGCGGCAGGCUGCGCAGGGCCUGGUGUAAGAUGCUCACGGGAGGGAAUGGCGGGCAGCACCCAGGGCAGACAGGUCCAGGCCUUGGAACAUCAUCUUAAAAGAACCCCAAAGGGCUUUCUGAGCUGGAGGUGGCCCAGGUCCAGCAUUUGGUUUCAUUCAUCCUACGUUCAGGAAGUAAAGAGCUUGUGAGGAAAAUUGAACACCAUGACAAAACACCUCCACCAAUGACUGACUCAUACCUCCUCUCUAGAAUAUUCCAAGUCUUGCUUUUUUGGACCAAAAGAGAAAAGCACAGCUACAGUGGACAGAGUUGGAUGCCUGCUCUUCCCAUGCUGAGCUCAGCUGCUGGACAGACCCACUCUGUCUCGCACCAGCCUGCAGAGGUCCCAGAAGUGAGGAACGCACUGAGACCCUCUGACAGCCACUGCCAUGCUCAGGAGAGCACCUUUCUUUGAGCCAGAUCCGAGAAUACCACACAGGCUGUUAUCUCUACUAGUUGCUUACUACCUUUUGCUACAGGAGCACCACUGAAGUUUCUGUGCCACUCCGUGCCAAGCGUUGCACUGAACACACGGCCAGGUUCUGCCCCCAGGGCCGCACACAGACCCUGUUGCAGAGCACACCUCCAUCAGGGCUCUUCUAUCAGCCCUGUCUCAAAACAUCAGAGAUAAGCUUGGCAUGUUCUUUCUCACUGAUAAAUGCCAUUUAGCAGUUCAGAAAAGAGUUCUGGAGAAAAUGACCACCAUCAAUCAUUUCUGACCCAGCAGCUGCAUUACAUAUCUAUCAAACAGCAGCAUUAAUCUCCAUAAAUAGCUGAAAAUGUCCACUUAAUACUGCAGAAUACACUCAAGACAACAAAAACCUACUGCAGUAUGAGUGAGGGCCUGUCAGAGAGAACUGGGUGCCCGACCAGGUGAGAAAAAGCACAGGUAACUUUUAUCAGGAACGCCAACAGCAUGAUGUGAGCAGCAGAGCCUCAAGCCUCGAGCUGUAUGCAUACAGUGAUGGUCCAGGACAAACACAGCUGCUCCCACCAUGGCUCUGUUCCUGAGCAAUGCUGAGGGCCUGCUGACAGAUUAGAGGAGGUGCACUGCCCUCUGCACAGAGCAGCACUGUGAUGACAGCUCUAACAGCCGUGCUUUCCUGCCUAGCAGAUCGCUCCACUGGAGGACAGGCCCUGUGCCAUCGAUGGAAGGCUCUCAAGACCCUUAGCACCUCACUAAAAGCACCGCAGCAGUCUAAUCCAGAAAGGAACAAAGACAUCAUAAGAUGUUCAACUCCAGCACAAACUCCUCGGGAAGCAGCUGCAGUAACAGCACAGUAAUAACAAAGACAGUCAUUCCCCUGAUCUACUGCUUGAUUUUUGUGGUAGGAUUGCUGCUGAAUGGCGUGGCAGCAUGGAUCUUCCUGUGCAUCUCCAGCGAGAAGAGUUUCAUCGUCUAUCUCAAAAACAUCGUUGUUGCAGAUCUCCUAAUGAGUUUGACAUUUCCUUUCAAAAUUCUCGCUGAUUCGGAAAUUGCACCUCCACAGCUCAACAUAUUUGUGUGCAGAUACUCUGCUGUUGUUUUUUAUGCAAACAUGUAUAUCGGAAUAACAUUUUUUGGCCUCAUAGGUUUUGACAGGUACUACAAAAUCGUGAAGCCUUUAUUCACCUCCUUUGUUCACACGGUUCGCUACAGUAAGGUUAUCUCUGUCAUCAUAUGGCUAUUGAUUAUGUUUAUAACGCUUCCAAAUAUGAUUUUAACUAACGAAAUCCCUAAAGCAAAUUAUUCCAGAAAAUGCAUCGGUCUUAAAAGCGAGCUUGGCAAACAGUGGCACAAGGUGUCAAGUUAUAUUUGUACAGGGAUUUUCUGGAUUGUUUUCCUCCUACUCAUCAUUUUUUACACUUCAAUCUCAAAAAAAAUAUACAGCUCCUACAAAAAGUUCAGACGGAACUCAGACUUCACUAAGAGAAAAACCAGCCGUAAUAUAUUCACCAUCAUGUUCGUGUUUGUCCUCUGCUUUGUGCCGUACCACUUCUGCCGAAUCCCGUACACCCUGAGCCAGACGAGCUCCCGGUUUGACUGCCGCUCACAGAGAGCUCUGUUCCACGCCAAGGAGUUCACUCUGCUAUUGUCUGCUGCCAACGUGUGCCUCGAUCCCAUUAUUUAUUUUUUCCUCUGCCAACCUUUUAGAGAAAGGCUGUAUCAAAAACUGCACCUCAAGCUGAAAACGUCAGGCGAGGCUGAAAUUACCAAAUCGAGGAGAUCAAACACGCUUCAAGAAAGUGUGAACAUUCUGUAAGUUCAGGUCUGUAGAAUAACAGAGUCUUGAAAGUUACCCCAGAAUGCAAAUAUUGACACUGCAGAACGAAACUGAACAGAUGACGACCAGCAAUAAACCAAAAAAUGUUUCAAGCACAAAAUACCAAGCAAUGUUUCUCUAUAUAGAAAGUCUAUUGCAUGCUGUCAGUGUAUUUACUACGUGGUAUUUCAGCUGAUGGUACGAUUGCACUGAGGUGCAAUGUGACCUAUCUGGAUCUCAGAAAAGAGAAGAGUAACUGGAACAAAACAUUCUGGAGUGCCAGGCCACAGUUCUGAAUGAAUUAUCCAAUAUCCCAGCCACGAACUGCCCUCGUUUUUCAUGAAGCCAGGCAGGACACCUCUGAGGAGCAGCAGGGCAGCCCAAAGGGCCUGGGAACAACGAUCAUCCCAGCUCAACCAGAGCAGACCCCGUAAAGCAACACAAUAAGCUCAGCUGGGCUUCCCUGGCUCAGCCUCUACCACUGAGAGCUCUCUGUGCAUUCACCAACUCAGACAGUAAAGCCUUUAAUGAAGUGCUCAAAUGCUUUAAUGAACUGCCAAAGAAAAGGCAGCCCUGUGUGUGUCUGUAUAUACAUAUACAUAUAAAUAAAUAAAUAAAUAAAGUGGUUGUGUAUGUAUAUAUAUGUAUAUAUGAGGUAGUGAUCAAAUCCUCAAAGAUUUGCACAAAGCCUGGAAAAAAAAAAAAAAAGGUGAAACUUAUAAAAAUAUUUUGACUUUCUUAAGCAAAGCGUUCUACAAGUUUAGGGAAUUAACCAAUGUGACUAUUCGUCAUCCGAAGGCAUCAAGAAGCCAGAGAACUUCUAAGAUGCAAUGUUCAAUAUAAGGAAAUGUUUGAAGAGGGAUCCUUCCACAAGCUGGUAAGCGCUGUGCCGUAUUGGUCAGGGCUUUCUGACAAAACACGGCGUACACCAAACUCACGCACACCCUCUCUGUUGCUGCAGGAGGUAAGAACAGUUCAGGAGCCGUGUAGGAACUGGGAGGUCAUACACUGAAAUCCAGAAGGAAUGGUCUGAUAGUUUUCCAAUGCUUUUGGCACUAUGGUAAAGCACCUAACUAUGUACAGAAGUAACAGCUGAAACACCAACCUUCCACAUGCAACUGUAAUCUUCUUUUAGUGAUAUUUUUCAUUGCAGCCUUUUUUUUUUUUCCAAUCAUCAUAAAGGGAAACUGUACCAGUGCAUUAAGUAUCCACAAAAGCUUUCUAGAAAUGACUAUGGAAGCUCUCAUUUUGCAUAACAAAGAAGUUACAGGAACAGAAAUAACAUCUAUUACCUUUCUGCCACUGUAUGUUACUUUAAUCCAAACAGGUAUUGUCUCAGGGUCAAUACUUUGUUUAAAUACACUGUCUUUGUAAGCGUUCCAAGGCUGUGGGCAACUUCUCUUGGUUAUCCAAUAUCCCAGCCAUGAACCGCCCUCAUUUCUCAUUAAGCCAGGCAGGUCACUGACAUCACUGAUCUGCAGUAACAGUACUCCACCAGCAGCCUCGACCAUGAGCUCCCUGACUCAUGUCAAAGCUUUGCGGGCUCUUCCUUUCAAGCAAGAGAAAUAAUGUGCAAGGGAAAGGAAUCUUUUGAUUUGUAGGUGACUUCUUGUAAUUGAUGGCGAAAACAUUUGUUUCCUUAUACAAGAUGGAUUUUAUUUGCCUACAUAAACCUAAGUAGUUGCGUAUGUCAAAAUACAGAGGCACAAAGUGAUAAAAUCUAUGUCUGUGAUUUGCAUUUGUAUAACUUUAUUACUUUGCAAGCUUUGGGGAAAAAAAGAAACAAAAACAACAACAACACUAUUGCUACUGAAGAAUUCUCUCUGUAUCCUGACAGUUUACUGACACUACAAUGACAAAAAUCUACAUAUAGCACCUCAGGUGAAAGCAUGCUGAUGCCAUACACUGUUUCCAGAGCAACACUGAAUUCCAAGCUUCUGAUGAGUUUCAAUUAAGAAAAAAAUAAAAAACAAAAAACAAAACAGCUCCCUCCAGUAACUCCGCUACUCAGAAAACAUUUUGAGACCCUACAGCAAUCCGGUACUCAGGGAGCCACAGCUCUCAAUUCCAUUAUCCAGCCAAGCUUCUGCUCCACGUUGCCACGGUUGCUCUGCUGUAUAAACCAGGAUGGAAAGGUACGAGGCCGAUCUCUUUCCUACACUGAUAAGUUAAUUGUGACACUCUUCCCAGCACACCACGUCUCAGAUAACCCUGGCAAGCAAUUCAGACACUUGCCAAGUCCUGUAAUUCCACUAGGAACCAGCUCGUGCCUUGCCCAUCUACUUCCUUAAAGUUGUUGCAGUGAAAUUUAUGGGUAACCAAGGCUAAAUCAGGUUCCCAUUUGAGGGGUUAUGCUUAGCAAACGGAAAUCCUUCCUCCAAGCACUAUUUUAGGAGAAAAAGUUCAUUACGCAACCUUCUCAACAUACAAAAAUCCUGUAUGUGCUGAAACCAGCAACAUGGCUUGUCGAGGUUAGUUAUGCAAGAAGCCAUCUCCAAAAGUGAUCGAUCUCUAUUGCAAACAAACUAGAACAUCUCACCAAAGAGGAGUCUGAUGCCACUUGUUGGUACAUAGCAGAUUUGUAGUCACAGCCGGCAGAUGUAGCAAGGGCUACAUGUUGUAGUUGCCAGCUGCAAGCCAUGGCACAGCAGGGCAGGCCUAGUGUUCAGACAGAAGGCUCCGAGGGGCACAGGGAGCCGCUGGCUGUUUCACUGCCUGCACGGUGUGCCUGCGCUCUGCCAGCUGAGCUCUCCCACCAUGCCCAGGCCCUGCUGGAGCUCAGACCACAUCACAGCCAACAGCAUGGGACCCCUCAGAAGGGGCCAGGGACACACACGCUGCUGGGCACAUCUCCUCUCCCUGUGUGUGUAAAUAGAAAUGCCAGCGACUUUUCUUCAUCACAAAUAGUUAUUUCUGCACAGAACUCAUAACAACCCCUGUGCCAAGUACACAUACAUUUUUCACUUACAAUGCAGACCUAUCCUAGUGGGAUAAAACUUUUUAAUCUGUUAAUGAAAGCCACAAAAAUCUUUAGCAGCACACGGUGGAUUCGCUUGUUUGUACGUGUUUGGGCACAGGGCACAUGAGUGGGGUACAGGAUGCGCCAGACACAGCGCAGAUCAGUCCCCAAGGAUGUGCCCCAGCGCUCACCUCGCGGCCGUGCACAGGAAGAGAGGGAAAAUCCCUCAGGACUGAUUUGCAUCAUCUGCUCACCACUGUGCCUCAGAACGGCUCCAAUUGCUUCUCUGAGUUGAAAAGCUGAAAGAAAACUGACUGUUUGCAAGUGACUGUUUGAGAGGGUUUUCUGCCUAUCAUCACGUAAAUGGCAGAAAAUAACAAAACCAGGGUUUCCCCUGUAUUGUGCCUGGCCAUAAGUUCUGCAGCCAGCACACAUCUGUCUGACUUAUAGAUCUGCAGGCACACAAAGCUCGCUGAAGACAUCAGCAGAGAGGUGAACCCAAACCCUCAGCAGCACGGAGCGAGGCCUGGCCCAGCCUCACAAGCAACACAGGUCCAGCUGGACCCUCCCCCUGAGGAGCACACUGUAAACGAGCCCUGAGGCAGCCCGCGGAGAGGCAGAAAGCACAGGCAGCACUUCCCCAGGAGCCAACCCACAGAUGGGCCAAAGGCAUCACUCAGUGCAGUGCCCACAGACCCUCAGACCCAGGAACGGGCCGAGGGCCGUCACAGGGCGCAGUGUGUCAGACCUCAGCCAUGCCUCACCACACAGCACUGCCCUCACACUGUGCCACCACCAGAGCCCCACAGCUCCAGAGCACACCAGCCCACUCCCACCCAUGUCAGCCCACAGCCCUUCCCUCCCUCCAGCCUCUCUUCAUCUCAGUCUGCACAAUGGAGCUGGUCUGUGUGGGAGAUGCACAGAAAAACUGACCGAAUUCUGUAUUUCAAGUUAAAAAGCAAGUGGAACCGUGCAGCUUAGCCUUGCACGAUGAGCACAACAGCAUAACAUCAGCCCACAUCUGCUCAAUGCUGACCAAAGGAGCACUCCAGAUCAAGAAGCUUUGCAAACAUCUCAACAAAUAUGGUCUGAACUUUCAGCCUAUGACUAAAUCUAAAACCAGACAUUCUUAACUUGGUUUUUCACAUGGCACAAUAUGUAAAUUCCUGAGGAUUCUCAACUACCAGGGCACUAACAAGACAGAUUUCAGUGCCAGUAUUUUAGUAGUGCCUGGCAAACCUCUAAAAGUUUUAACUUCUAUUAGAAGUACCCCCAGCAGGUCACAUGGUGCUCCCCCAGUUUUCCCCCCUGGGCUCCCCAUCCCUGUGCGUGCUCAGCAUCUGUGCAUGGUGCAUCCCCUGCUUGCACUGUAGGACGGGAACAACCACAGCACCAGUGGGCAGCUCCACAGGAGCUCACAUCCUGCUGUCACCUCCCUAGGUAACUUUCAUGUGCCUUGGCUGCUUGAAUGCUGGUUUUAAUUGCGUCAGCCAGAGCAUUUAAAAACCACAGACAUGUU
This is a messenger RNA of Phasianus colchicus (ring-necked pheasant), 9407 nucleotides long. The record is from RefSeq and is a predicted model, not a curated record. Lineage: Eukaryota; Metazoa; Chordata; Aves; Galliformes; Phasianidae.